UUCACUUCGCGCGCGUACCUCCUCAGUCGCGUUUUUUAUCCAAAGAGGCGCGGCGCGCCGCUUCAUAACCUCGUAUACGACUUCAAGUGUAAAUAUAUCGCUACAAGACGUCUGCUACCGCAAAGUGUUUAAGUCACAUCAUCUUUUCUUCUCUUUUGGUUUUUGUAUGGCUGCCGCUCCAUUAUACUGUGUCGGUCCGCUGACGGUUCCUCGCUGCCGUCAGACGGACAUGCCGGAUCGAGAUUACAGUGUUGACUAUAAGUAAUCUGGCCAUAGAAUGCACAAUGCAGAAUUUAAAACUAAGGAUAAGGAGGAUAAUACUAGACUACGUCAAAGAAAAUUCAAAAGAGAGAAAUUUUCUAAAUCUGAAAGGAAUAUGGUGGGCUCUGGUAGUGGAGAACCACUUGGUCAAGACUUGGCAGAUGUUAGGAUGGAGUUACUGGAACUCAAUACAGAUGAUGAUGAUGACAUGGGUGAUGAAAGCGAUACAAAAUGUUUGAUACUAUCACCAAAACCUGGUGUAUCUAUCAAAAGGGGCGAUAAUUUUUUAAAUGAUUUGAAUGAUGAAGCAGAUGAUGAAAAUGUUUGGUCCAUUACUAUCCAAAUGUUUAUUCCAUUUUUACUGGCAGGAUUUGGGAUGGUAGCUGCCAGUUUACUUCUUGAUGUAGUUCAGCAUUGGCCAGUAUAUCAAGAAGUCUCUGAAGUUUAUAUUCUAGUUCCUGCUUUGUUAGGUUUAAAAGGUAAUUUAGAGAUGACUUUAGCUUCUCGUUUAUCUACUCAAGCCAAUCUUGGACAUAUGGAUACCAAGAAGCAACAGUGGUCAUUAGUUGUUGGAAAUUUAGCUUUAAUUCAGUGUCAAGCAAUGGUAGUUGGAAUGCUUGCUUCUUUAGCAGCUGUUGUACUGGGAUGGAUACCUGAAGCCCAUUUUGAUAUUCAUCAUGGAUUACUUCUUUGUGCCAGUUCAUUAAUGACAGCAUCUGUUGCCAGUUUCGUUCUUGGCCUUGUUAUGGUUGCUGUGAUUCUUUUCUCACGACGUUUGAAUAUUAACCCUGAUAACGUUGCGACGCCAAUAGCUGCCUCUUUAGGAGAUUUAACAACUUUAGCCUUGCUUUCUUGGAUAGCAUCACUUUUAUACAAUUCCAUAAGUACCGCUUCGUGGAUCGCACCAACUGUGAUAGUCUUUUGUAUACUAGCUACUCCUAUUUGGGGAUAUGUAGCAGCAAAAAAUCCUUUUACUAAGGAAGUUUUGGACCAUGGCUGGACUCCUGUGAUAUCUGCCAUGCUUAUAAGCAGUGCUGGAGGAUUGAUUUUAGACUACACAAUAUCAAAUUACAAGGGUAUUGCCGUUUUUCAACUUGUAAUCAAUGGAGUUGGUGGCAAUCUUGUGGCCGUUCAAGCCAGCCGAAUCUCCACGUCACUGCAUAAGCAACAAAAUAGAAGCAAUGUUCCAGAAGUGCCUGUUGUAUGCAUUAGUCCUAUGCAUGCAUUUUUUGUAACGGAAGGCCACGCAAGAACUGCCAGAGUACUUUUAAUGAUGGUCGUUCCUGGUCAUUUAAUUUUUAGUUAUACUAUUAGUUAUUUACAAGCUGGACAUACUUCUUUUACACCAAUUUUCAUGACUGUUUAUUUGACUGCUGCACUUUUACAAGUCAUUUUAUUACUCUACAUUGCUCAACUGAUGGUGGUUUGGAUGUGGAACAGAGGUAUCGAUCCCGACAGUUCUGCUAUCCCAUAUCUAACCGCUGCAGGUGAUUUAAUAGGAACUGCUCUGCUGGGCAUAGCGUUCCACCUACUCAAUGCUAUUGGCGACGGCGAUUCAGACGUCGGUGAUUAGAAGUAUCAAAAGUCCGAUGUACUUGUUUUUAACGUUUAAAAAAAAGAAUGUAUUAUUAUUUUGUCAAUUAAGUCUCGCGGCACAAUAAACGUAUAUAUACAAUUACAAAAGAGGCAUGAUUGUCAAGUGGAAAUGACACUGUAAGGAACGAGGAAAUCAUGAUAUUAAUUUUGUGUCAAUAUUAUUAUUAUUAUUAUAUUUUUUUGUGAAAUACAUAUAACGUAAAGAGCUUCUUUUUUAAGUAAAGUUUAAAUAACUAACGUGUACAUUUUACACUGUAAAUAGUUGUUUAUCUAUUUCGUAUGCAUAAGUAUUACAUUGUUAUACCAUGAGAAAUCGUCUCUCGAAUCAGAAAAUACAUAAUUUGUUACAGAAUAAAAAAAAAUGGACAAAAGAUCUAUCAGUCUGAGAGAGCUUCAUUCCCCCAUUGUAACUGCUGCACCUCAACGAUUCGCUAAAAAUAGUUGUGGUUGAAUUCGAAUUCACCGUCGUGUAUUACGUCUGUGAUAUGACGCGCAACGGUCUUUUUUUUAUCUCGUCAGUUGAGCUCAAUUAUCGCACGCAUACACGCAUACGUACACGACAAUAUUAGUUUAACUGUUUAAUGGAGAAGUGAUUGCUGCUCGCCUCAUGUGUUCUAAAGUAAUUUAUCUUUUCUUACGACAGUCGCGCUUUGCUAUAAGUCUCGUGACCAAAAUAAUAAUAGACUUGGCUGCAUGUAACUGAAACGCGAGCGUCAAAUUUUUAUUUUCUUUCACACCUUUACAAAAAAGUACUUGUUAAUUAUUCACGAUAACGCAGCAAAUUCAUUCAACUAUCUGCUUUGAUACGAUUAUUUGCGGAAGUGGAUAAUUUUUUGCGUCCCUAUUUGACAAUCUGAUGAUUUACGUCCAACUAGAGCGUGUAGCAUCGCUUUUGUGUGGCUUUGUUGACGAACGAUAAUAUUGAGAUGGCGUAAAUAGACGUGAAGAGGGGCAGUCUUAUCGGAGCUUUUUCGCAUUUGCAUCUAUCGAGCAUUAACGACAAGACAGUGAAUUAAUUUAGGGCGAACAAUACGUUGUCAUUUUUGUCAACGCAGUUAGCGGCUGUUAAAAAGUGGCUGAGCCAUUGCAAGGGAAACGCUUCGCGCUGAUCGCGCCAAUCGCUGGGGCAAAAAUCAAGGAUCUCUGAAAAUCCGAGCCGUGUGACGCUUGACUUGGGCUAAGCGAUUACCCCCCUUCGCGCGCGUUUGGCAUAAUGAUUGUCGCGAUUCUGUCUACGUGCGGUGGCACGCACGUGGAGCGAGCGACAGCUCUGAAAGCCCGUACACCUCUCAGGCACGUACCAGCGUACCGUAUGGGCAGAAAUUGGCGUGCGUGUGUGUGCGAGAGCGCCGAAGUGGACGAUGAUGAUACGAGGCUUCAGCUUAAUCAAAUAGUUGGAUCUACCAGUGCCAACUAUCCCUCCGCUCGCAACGGACAAACUUUUAUUGGCUAAUCCUUGCUCCACUAACGGCCGCUCGCGGAUAGUUUGCAGGGAUCUCGCCGGUGGCCAGCUUUUCUUCGGCGAUGCCUUGAGCAGCUCGCGACGAUGACAGCUCUCCAGUGGCGAUUGGUCAACGCUCAGAUUCGUCCGCUUUGGCGGCGACAGUGCGAUUGCUCUUCGAACUGACGAAAGUGGUUGCACGCGCGCGCGCGCGCCAGUGCAGUCGACUCACAAGAUGACGAUCAAAAGAACGAUUUUCGACAACGAACCGCCUCCACUGCUUUGCCUCGAGCGCUGAAAGCAGAUCGCCGUAACGGAGUCGCGCGCACGGUGAGAUGCAGUGCUGACGACAGUUCCGAAAACUCCGUGACAAGCUGCUUGGUCCACCGACGAAAAGCGAUAUCGCG
This is a messenger RNA of Phymastichus coffea, 3705 nucleotides long. Its product is annotated as solute carrier family 41 member 1-like. Gene Ontology annotation, cellular component: plasma membrane. The coding region runs from base 278 to 1834 and encodes 518 amino acids. The transcript is spliced from 7 exons. The record is from RefSeq and is a predicted model, not a curated record. Gene Ontology annotation, biological process: monoatomic cation transport. Lineage: Eukaryota; Metazoa; Arthropoda; Insecta; Hymenoptera; Eulophidae. Gene Ontology annotation, molecular function: monoatomic cation transmembrane transporter activity.